UCACGGCGACGAUGAAAGUGCUGCUCAUUGUCCUCAUCCUCUCAGGCGUGGGACGGGCCUCCCCGGGCAAGGUGUGCGGUUACCAGGACGUCGUGGACCAUCUGAACCUAACCUCAAGGAACAGAGCUUUCCAGUAUACGCGGCCUGUCCUGGACCACACGCGUGCCACCCUGGUGGAGCUCAACAUCCUCCUGUACGCCAUCGUGGGCGUGAUUGAGAAAACACAAACCUUCAUUCCGUUACUCUGGACGAUGAUGUCUUGGACGGAUGAACGCAUUUCCUGGGACCCGGAUGAGUUUUGCGGGAUCACGGAAAUUUCCCUUCCCACUAACAUGCUGUGGAUCCCCGACAUCUUCAUCUUCGAGAUGGUGGAGAAAGACAACUCACAACACAACCCUUACAUGCUCGUCAAGCACACUGGGACGGUCCUGCUGGAUCAGGACAUACGGGCGGUCAGCAUGUGCAUGAUGGACGUGUACAAGUUCCCCUUCGACACGCAGCGGUGCAACAUAUCGCUGGCCUCUGCAAUUUUUAAGUAUGAACAGCUGCGCGUCGUCUCGGUAGUGAACUCGUCGCGGGCUACCGACUCCACCAAAGCCAUGUUGCAUUCCCAGGGAGAGUGGGAGUUUCUCCAUUUGUCCGUGAGCAACAACAAUAUCAGCUUCAACGACCAAGUGUGGGAGAGGCUGGUGUACACGUUUGUCAUCAAGAGGCGACCCCUGCUGCAUGUCAUCAAUUUCCUGUUGCCCAUCCUCUUCUUCCUUUGCCUGGACCUGGCCUCCUACUUCAUCCCGGACCAGCAUGGGGAAAAAUUGGGCUUGAAGGUGACCGUGCUGCUCGCCAUCUCCGUGCUGCUGCUCAUCCUCAAUGACAUCCUGCCUUCCGUGUCGAACAAGACGCCGCUUAUAGCCAUCUACUGCAUCGUCAUCUUCGCCCUGAUGCUACUCAGCCUGCUCGAGACCAUCAUGGUGACCUACCUGACUGAGGGGCCCUUGUUGGAGAAGCUGGCGAGGUGCGUCAGGAGCAAACGGAAGAAAGAUCCGACCGACAAGGCCGACACGGAAGACAUACGACAGACCGGAUCUGUGUGUCCGUCUGUGUCGAGCGGAGAGAAACCACACGAGCUGCUGCCUGUACCACAGGAGAUCAACAGCGGCACGCUGGGCGCUGAGUCUCGGCUGUUGCUGCUCGUCGUGGACGAGCUGAAGGAGCUGCAGCGGACGCUGAGCGUGCACCUGAGCUGCAAGAAAGACGGCGGGAAGUUUGCGCACUUGGCCAGCAAAAUCAACAAAGUCUUCUUCUUCUUCUACCUCACCGCUGUCACCCUCUUUCUUUCACUCCUGUACCUGGACUGGAAAAGUUAGAUGUCUCCAUUAACUGAACUUUUUAAAAUACGCAUUAACUCAUUGAUUCUCAACCACUGUGCUGCAGGAAAUUCCCUGCACUUCACAAGCAUUUCAUUUUCGAGAACUGUUUUGUCUAUGUAUCUAUCUUCAACUAGAUGGCAGAAGGUACAAUCAACAUGUGUAUCCACUUUUUGCCAUGCAUGCAGCAGAAUAAUACAUUUGCAUUCAACUAAACAAGCUGAGGUGGAAAAGUGGACGACUGGUUAGCACGCUCGCCUCACAGGUCAGAGGUUGUGAAUUUAAAUCUGGGCCUCGGCCUUCCUUUGUGAAGUUGGCACUUUCUCCCCGUGCCUGCUUGGGUUUUUUCCGGUCCUCUGGUUGCCUCCCACUGGCUGGUGGACCAGUUCAGGGUGUAGCCCGCCUCUCGCCCGAAGUCAGCUGGGAUAGGCUCCAGCACGCCCGCAAACCCUAGUGAGGAUAAGCAGUACUGAAAAUGGAUU
Molecule: messenger RNA, 1846 nt
Organism: Phycodurus eques (leafy seadragon)
Lineage: Eukaryota; Metazoa; Chordata; Actinopteri; Syngnathiformes; Syngnathidae
Product: 5-hydroxytryptamine receptor 3A-like
Exons: 10
Coding region: 12-1364 (450 amino acids)
Biological process (GO): regulation of membrane potential; monoatomic ion transmembrane transport; signal transduction
Cellular component (GO): membrane; neuron projection; synapse
Molecular function (GO): extracellular ligand-gated monoatomic ion channel activity; transmembrane signaling receptor activity; neurotransmitter receptor activity
Source: RefSeq, a predicted model, not a curated record